UCCUUGUCAACCACACCAUAUAGCUUCUUCUACUUGCACAUAAUCAGCAUUUCUUCCCACAGCCACUACUGAAAUUUUAUUCAAUAUCCAACUUUUUUUUCCUUUUCAUAUUAUAGCUCUCUCCCACAAAAGAAUUUGGCUCCUCUUCCACAUCUCCAAUGUACUCCUUAGUCCAACACAAAUACCUACCAUCCAGUUUCCACCACAAAAUCUUCAUAAGCCGGCCAAUAUCUGGCCGAGCUUCUGAGUAUUGCUCAACUACCACCAAGCAUAGGCCCAACGCCAAAUUAGUCGUUGGGCCUAAGGCUGCGGUUGUACAGACUGUACAGACUGUACAACCGCAGCUAAAAGUGGUAAUCACCACGGACCGACCCAAAGACAAUGAUCCGAGUUUGCAAUCAACAUGGCCACACAGGGCAUGGGUGAUAGCAGGGUGCACAACUCUGAUCAUUUCAUUGGGAGAGUCAUUAAAGGGUGCAGUUGAUAUGCAUAUGUUGAUGGAGCCGAUUUUCGCAGGGUGGAUCGGUUACAUUCUAGCUGAUCUUGGCUCCGGGGUGUACCAUUGGGGAAUUGACAACUAUGGUGAUGGUUCGACACCAUUUUUUGGAUCCCAAAUUGAGGCUUUCCAAGGUCACCAUAAGUGGCCAUGGACCAUCACUAGGCGCCAGUUUUCAAACAACUUGCAUGCCUUGGCACGUGCCAUUACAUUCUCAGUGCUUCCUAUAAACCUUCUUUGCCAUGAUCCAGUUGUUCAAUCUUUUGUUGGUGUGUUUGCUGGUUGCAUUAUGUUUAGCCAACAGUUUCAUGCGUGGGCGCAUGGGACGAAGAGCCGGCUUCCUCCGGCCGUGGUGGCCUUGCAGGAGGCUGGAGUGCUGGUGUCGCGGUCGCAGCACUCGGCUCACCACCGGCCACCGUAUAACAAUAAUUACUGCAUAGUGAGUGGACUGUGGAAUGAGUUUUUGGAUAAAAACAAGGUUUUUGAAGCCAUGGAGAUGGUGGUGUACUUUAAACUUGGAGUUAGACCUAGGUCUUGGAGUGAGCCUGAGUCUGAAUGGAUGGAGGAGAUUGACAUGGCUUCUUAAAUCGAAGCUCAAUAAUAUUCAUUCUUAUUAUAACUGAAUUUGUGGUCCGUGAGACUUCUUUGUUGUCAUGAGUUAAGGUGGAAGAGUGGUAUAAUAAUUCUUCUAUUUUCGUUUUAUUAUUGCACAUUGUUGAGAGAGCUUGUGCCUCUUAUGUAUCCUCACUUAUUAUAUAAACAUUGUUGAUUGCAAAGAUUAGCCUUCAGAUAGUUGAAAUAAGCAAUGCUUAUGUCAAUGAAAACAUGAGUAGAUUAUUAUAAAUCUAAUUUACCUUAUGAUGUUUGAGGAACUAUUUAUUUUUUCUUCUUCUUUUGCGUGUAAAGGUUUAUCAUCAUUUAAUAGAAAAGAUUGUUACAUUUUGAUUUC
Molecule: messenger RNA, 1445 nt
Organism: Arachis stenosperma
Lineage: Eukaryota; Viridiplantae; Streptophyta; Magnoliopsida; Fabales; Fabaceae
Product: fatty acid desaturase 4, chloroplastic
Exons: 1
Coding region: 159-1082 (307 amino acids)
Source: RefSeq, a predicted model, not a curated record